Molecule: messenger RNA, 1655 nt
Organism: Lucilia cuprina (Australian sheep blowfly)
Lineage: Eukaryota; Metazoa; Arthropoda; Insecta; Diptera; Calliphoridae
Product: UDP-glucosyltransferase 2-like
Exons: 2
Coding region: 35-1621 (528 amino acids)
Molecular function (GO): UDP-glycosyltransferase activity
Source: RefSeq, a predicted model, not a curated record
UUAAACAGAUCAUACUAAUUAUAAGGGUGAAGAAAUGAAGUGGUUUUUAGUUUUCAAAAUAUUAGUAUUUUGUACUAUAUUUACAAACCUUUUGUAUGUAACAAAUGGAGCAAAAAUAUUAUCAAUAUUUGGAUUUCCAGGACCUUCACAAUAUAUAAUGGCUUCAGCUUUAUUAAAGGGUUUAGCUGAAAGAGGCCAUGAGGUUACGUCCAUAUCAACUUUUCCCCAAAAAACGCCAGUAAAAAAUUUUAGAGAUAUAGCAGUAAUGGAAAAUGCUAAACUAUUCGAUACUUUUACUAAUGAGGCCGUGGGAGAGGAAAAGAAAGAAACCAAUUUCUUUGAGGAGUUUGCGGAAUUUUCUGAAAUUGGUGUUAAAAUGGUGCAAAAUGUUUUAGAGAAUCCAAAAGUCAAGGAUAUAAUGAAAAAUGAAAAAUUCGAUUUGAUAAUUGUGGAAACUUUAUGUGAUGCUUUAUAUGGCUUUGGUCAACAUUUCAAUGCGCCCAUGGUGGGUGUAUCCACCUUCGGCACAAUUAACUUUAUAGAUGUUUUAGUGAAUAAUAUAUCUCCGAUGUCGUAUAUACCACACAUGGGUUUACCUUAUGAUAAUCAUAUGAACCUGAAAGAAAGAUUAUGGAAUGUUAUUUUUAAUAUAAUAGAUGAUUUACAUUUCAAUUUUAUAAGGCUGCCGCUUCAGGAGAAACUUUUCCAUAAAUAUUUUCCCAAAUCCAAACAUACUUUCGAUGAAGCCCGAAAAAAUGUCUCUUUGGUAUUAUUAAAUCAACAUUUCACCUUAAGUUAUCCCAGACCAUAUGUCACGAAUAUGAUUGAGGUUGGUGGCUUACAUAUAAAACAAAAACCCGACCCUUUGCCUCAAGAUCUACAAGAAUUUCUAGACAAUGCCAGAGAUGGUGUCAUAUAUUUCUCCAUGGGUUCUAAUUUGAAAAGUAAAGAUAUACCAGCUGAAACAUUAAAAGUAUUUUUGGACACUUUUAGAGAAUUAAAAGUAAAGGUUUUAUGGAAAUUUGAAGCUGAGACAUUACUCAAUAAACCGGAUAAUGUUUUUAUUAAAGCCUGGUAUCCGCAACCCUCCGUUUUGGCUCAUCCUAAUGUUAAGUUGUUUAUUUCGCAUGGCGGUUUUUUGAGCACCACCGAAACUAUAUUUCAUGGUAAACCCAUAUUGGGUAUACCGGUGUUUGGUGAUCAACCCAUGAAUGUUAAUAAUGCUGUAAAAUCCGGUUAUGCUUUGUCCUUAAAAUUGCAUGAAAUUACUAAAGAAUCAUUUAAGUCUAGCAUAAUGGAACUUUUAACUAAUGAUCGUUAUACUAAACGGGUUCAACAAUUAUCCAAACGUUAUAGAGAUCAGCCGCAAACUCCCUUGGAAAAGGCUAUUUAUUGGAUUGAAUAUGUCUUGAGACAUGAGGGUGCCGUUCAUAUGCGUAAUCCCGGUGUUGAUUUAAACUAUUUCCAGCAAUAUAAUCUUGAUGUUUUCGCUAUAUUAGUUGGUUGUUUAUUGCUUGUACUUGGGGCUCUUGUCGCUGUUAUAGGUUUUGUGGCUAAGCUGUUGGGCGGCAAGAAAAAAUCUAAGAAAAGUUCGGGUAAAAAUAAGAUAAAACGUAGUUAAUUUUAUGAAAUAAAUGAGGUAGUUUUUUAAUAAA